This is a messenger RNA of Salvelinus namaycush (lake trout), 1229 nucleotides long. RefSeq lists its product as uncharacterized. Bases 214 to 1167 code for a protein of 317 amino acids. NCBI's taxonomy places the organism in Eukaryota, Metazoa, Chordata, Actinopteri, Salmoniformes, Salmonidae. Gene Ontology annotation, biological process: protein localization to cell surface; synaptic transmission, cholinergic. The transcript has 6 exons. The record is from RefSeq and is a predicted model, not a curated record. Gene Ontology annotation, cellular component: neuron projection; intracellular membrane-bounded organelle; neuronal cell body.
GACGAAGAAGAAGAAGAAGCAGCUGUUUAUCUUCAGUCAGCACCGUUCGUAUGUACCUCAAUAGUCAGCACAGGAUUUAAGUGGUUUUCAGCAUGAAAUGGCAAUGAGUCAGUUUCCCUUCUGCGUAAUAGCCUGGAAACGCUAAAGAUUCGGUGUUGCACGUCUGGACCAAAGCCUCCGGUUGUUUUCGUCGCUGUUCUGGUGCAGAAGGAUAUGGUUUUCUCAUCGUCCCAGCAAGUGGUGGUCGCAUUUACGGCGGUGUUGUUUGCGUUUGUGGUGUUCCCUAGAAUGUUCGGCGUAGGGUCCGGAGCGAAGGAAACAAGAGGUUUUGAUGCACGCUACAACAGAAAAGCGGGUCCGGGACCAGGACCAGGUGCAGUGAGAGGGCAGCCGGUCAACAAGAACACGGCUGGCUCCAUGAACAAAGCUCAGACCCUGGAGAACAUGCAGCAGAUGAAGGUGCUGAUGGAGCAGGAGAUGAAGGGUGACAAAUACAAAACCAACAGCAACAAGGGCUACGUGUUCACGCUGAUGCCGCUCUACGCCGUCGGAGUCGGCCUCUUUGCAGCGUACAAAUUUCUGAAGAUCAAGUCUGCAGAUGACUCCCAAGCCCAAAAGAACAAGGAUGCCAAAGGUCCCAAGAAGUCGGAGGAGACAGAGAAUCAGCUUACAGAGCUGGAGCAGCGGCUAGCGCAAACAGAGAAGAUGCUCAACUCCAUUCUCACCCAACUGGACCCAUUGACAAGUUGUGUCAAGUCUGUGGCCCAGGAACAGAAGAACGAGAUCAUGUCCCAGCUCCAGUCCAUCCGCCACCUGAUGAAGAAGAGAGGCAUGGACUGUCCACCCCUUAACAUUGAAGAGCCGCGGUGCGAGAGGAACCUGGAUGACCUCAUCGAGUCUCUGGCAGCCCACGGCGACACCUCGCCAGAGGUGGUCGCUCCUGCGGAAGACGAUCAAAGUGGUGUCGUGAAAGAGGAGGAGCCAGUCCACCUCCAGCAGCACCGCCCUGAAUCCAAGGAUGAGUACUCGGCAACCGACGCUGAGGAGGAGGACAUGCCCUCCUUGGAUGAUUCUUGUGAGACCAACAUUGAGGACAUAGGCCUAGCCCAGAGCAUUCCAGAAGAAAUGCCUUCAACUGGGCUCAGACGACGCAACAGGCUGGAAUGAACAGAAAAAAGGGCUUGUUUUAAACUGUACAUGAAUAAAGCCAUGUAUUUUCUCAUUCUUAA